UGCGGGGUUGCGAUUGGUGUAGAUAAAUUGUUUCCGGGGUUAAAGGUUUACUUCCGGUUCAUACCUCAAACAUGGCGGAUAAAGAAAAGAAAAAGAAGGAGAGCAUCUUUGACUUGUCCAAAUACAUCGACAAGCCAAUUCGUGUGAAGUUUCAAGGAGGACGGGAGGCCAGCGGAGUUCUGAAAGGAUUCGACCCUCUAUUGAAUCUGGUGCUGGACGGUACGAUCGAGUACAUGCGUGAUCCAGACGACCAGCUGAAGCUGACAGAAGACACCCGGCAGCUGGGGCUGGUGGUCUGCAGAGGAACGUCCGUGGUGCUGAUCUGUCCUCAGGAUGGCAUGGAGGCCAUUCCAAACCCCUUCAUACAGCAGCAGGACGGCUGACCUGCUGGGUUUUGUUUUUGGUUUGUUUAUUUUGUUUUAAACUAAAAGAUCAUCUGAGGAAGCUGUUUGAGUUAAGAAUCAAGAGUAAAAAUGACUUUUGAAUGCACUUCCCUUUGGUUUGUAGCGUCCAGAUGUAAACCUCUGUUCUAAAGAGCUCAUGUGUUCGGUAGGAAGUGGAAACAGAAGAAUCUUUUCAUUUUUAUGCAGCAACAAAGUGAGCUUUUUACGGUUUGUUUUUGAUAAGAAAAUAAAAAGAAAGUGUGUGCUGGA
Oryzias melastigma (Indian medaka) is the source of this 653-nucleotide messenger RNA. RefSeq names its product LSM7 homolog, U6 small nuclear RNA and mRNA degradation associated (gene lsm7). The coding region runs from base 72 to 383 and encodes 103 amino acids. Gene Ontology annotation, biological process: mRNA splicing, via spliceosome; nuclear-transcribed mRNA catabolic process. NCBI's taxonomy places the organism in Eukaryota, Metazoa, Chordata, Actinopteri, Beloniformes, Adrianichthyidae. Gene Ontology annotation, molecular function: RNA binding. The transcript is spliced from 4 exons. The record is from RefSeq and is a predicted model, not a curated record. Gene Ontology annotation, cellular component: Lsm1-7-Pat1 complex; U2-type prespliceosome; catalytic step 2 spliceosome.